Malus domestica (apple) is the source of this 363-nucleotide messenger RNA. RefSeq lists its product as uncharacterized. Gene Ontology annotation, molecular function: acyltransferase activity, transferring groups other than amino-acyl groups. NCBI's taxonomy places the organism in Eukaryota, Viridiplantae, Streptophyta, Magnoliopsida, Rosales, Rosaceae. The record is from RefSeq and is a predicted model, not a curated record.
AUGGAAAGCCAAUCUUUGGAAAUCACACUACGUCCUUAUAGGCUCUCAGAUGCUGAGGACUUCUUGAAGUAUACCGAGGAUGAAAAGUGUCGAGCGGAGAUCGGGUAUGCGUUAGCAGCCGAGUACUGGGGACAAGGCAUAGUAAUCAGAGCUGUGAAGAUGGCCAUCACUGAAGGGUUUAAAGAGUUCACUGAUUUGGUUAGAAUGCAAGCUUUGAUUUUGAUAGAGAACAAGGCCUCCCAGAGAGUCUUGGAGAAACUUGGUUUCCACAUGGAAGGUCUCUUGAGGGAGUAUACCAUUCACAAAGGUACAGUUAAAGAUGUUUUCAUGUAUAGUCUUCUACCCACUGAUCUUAUGCCUUGA